AUUGCUGUGUCACUCGAAUCAUGAUACUGGCACCGGCAGUAUCCUAGCUCGAACAGUAUCCCAUUGGGGAUAGGGAAAUCUCUUGGUCUUGCAUUAGUGAAAAUCCAGACCCCCAUUUGUCAAGGUUUGCAUAGUGCCGCGAGACGGAACCUACGCCCGAUACUACGAUUCGACAUUGUGUUGUUCAUGAUAAGGACUGCUCCCUCCGAAAAAUCGAUUGCUAUUCACUGCCCAGAAACUGUGAAAUACCGGCAUAUUCGGUGAACCUCAAAGGCUUCGGAUCGAAACCUGGGCUGCCUCAAGGAUCAAUAUAUCAGAUCGAGAGGAUAUCUGUCGAUCCUAAGUCUGUCAGGAAAUGCAGCAAAAGGGAAGAGGUUGGAAAAAAGAAAACCCUGGGGAAAACACGGGAAAGAGGGAAGGUUAAGUUAUAGCCAGGGACCCCUUGGAUCCAUCCCACGGCACAUAGCGAAGGGGGGUAUGGUACACGUAUGUCCCGCUCCCACAAACGCAUUCGACAUCGCCCUCUCCCACUAGUUCCCGCUUCCCCUCACCUCUGUGCUGUUUGGAUCAACCCCCAAACUUUGAAUGAUUGAUCAAUGGUGUCUCACCUAAUGCAAAAAUUUGGCAUGGGUUAAGCUGGUGUACGAGUAAUGAGCCCGCAGAAGCAGAUGCACACCAUUAAACAAUGAGAUUUCUUGCGUUCGAGUGGACUGGCCAAAUAGGCGCCAUCAGAUGGUGCAGGAAAUCUUGAGGCAAGUGUGGACUGAAUGCUUGUGCCCAACCGGGUGGACGAGCGGAAGUUCUGCGGAAAGCAAAUGACAUGCUUUAUGGAGAGUUCCUUGCCAUUCUCCAAUUGGUGUCGGGCGCAAGUCAGGUACGCGAAGUUCCGGCCGGUGCGUUAAAAAAAAAAAAGGAAUUCCUUCUUUCCUGGUACCGCAGGGUUGGUAAUGGGUUGGGAGAAGAAAAAACGUCAGUUUGCAAUGACCCAAAAUCGCUGAAAUGAUUGGAUCCAUAUAACUUAUUGCUAGCACUAAUCUGGGGGUCUUCGACUCCUUUAUGUGUAUUACUCGCUCGUGACCCAAAUGGAAUUUUGAGGGCCAUGCUGACAAACGAACGAAUACCGGUUUCGUACUUUGUGCUAUUAGAGAACUUAGAGCCGGGAUCCGGGAAACUGUGCCUCUCCCGGACUACAAAUCUCCUAGUAAAUCGCCUGAUGCGUCCUGCCCUACCGGUAGCAGAUCCGCCGGCCACACCUCAUCUCCCGUAUCAAAGGGAUAGCAAGGGAAAAAAGAGAUCUGUUGGUGCUUGA
Messenger RNA from Tuber melanosporum (Perigord truffle), 1309 nucleotides. RefSeq lists its product as uncharacterized. The transcript is spliced from 4 exons. NCBI's taxonomy places the organism in Eukaryota, Fungi, Ascomycota, Pezizomycetes, Pezizales, Tuberaceae. Bases 1100 to 1309 code for a protein of 69 amino acids. The record is from RefSeq and is a predicted model, not a curated record.